UCUUCCACCCCUCUCCUUCCUAGUAAACAAACCAAUGGCUCUCCCCGAAUCUAACCAGAUGGCGCCGCUGCUGGUCGUGUGCCUCCUUUUCGCCGGAAUAGCGGCUGCCGCGGCGCAAAACAGCGGCUCCGUUGCCGGCGUCGUAACGCAGAGCUUCUUCGACGGCAUCAUCAACCAGGCCUCCAGCAGCUGCGCUGGCAGGGGGUUCUACACCCGCAGCGCUUUCCUGACCGCAGCCGGCAACUACCCCCAGUUCGGCAGCACCGGUUCGGCCGCCGACUCCAGGCGCGAGAUCGCCGCUUUCUUCGCCCACGUCACGCACGAGACUGGACAUUUCUGCUACAUCGAAGAGAUCAACGGCGCAUCGCAAAACUACUGCGACACGAGACGCACUGAUUGGCCGUGCGUCUCCGGCCGCAACUACUACGGGCGCGGCCCCCUCCAACUGACCUGGAACUACAACUACGGCCCGGCCGGCCAGGCCAUCGGCUUCGACGGCCUCCGCGCGCCGGAGACAGUGGCCAACGACGCCGUCAUCUCCUUCAGGACCGCUCUCUGGUUCUGGAUGAACAACUGCCACUCCCCCAUCACCUCCGGCCAAGGGUUCGGCGCCACCAUCCGCGCGAUCAACGGCGACCUGGAGUGCAACGGCCGUAACCCGACGACAGUCAACGCUCGUGUCGGCUAUUACACGGAUUACUGCCGUCAGCUCGGCGUUGACCCCGGCAAUAAUCUCACUUGCUGAGCACAGCUAGCUAGCUCGAUCACUGCAAUAAUAAAUGAUGAUUCGGCAAAGACGACUGAGCUACAAGAUCUUGUAGCGAGCAAUAAAUUGUCGAUUGUGUUGACAUAAACUAUGUAUUUCACUUCUAAAAUAAAAAUAAAUGUGCUUCAAAGUGAAUUAUUAUAUUUG
This is a messenger RNA of Zingiber officinale, 913 nucleotides long. Its product is annotated as endochitinase EP3-like. Bases 35 to 745 code for a protein of 236 amino acids. Gene Ontology annotation, molecular function: chitinase activity. Gene Ontology annotation, biological process: cell wall macromolecule catabolic process; chitin catabolic process; carbohydrate metabolic process. The record is from RefSeq and is a predicted model, not a curated record. NCBI's taxonomy places the organism in Eukaryota, Viridiplantae, Streptophyta, Magnoliopsida, Zingiberales, Zingiberaceae. The transcript has 2 exons.